GCCUCUGCCUAUGGCACUAGCCAAUGGUCCGGGGACAGCUCGGUGGCCGGCUCUGGACAGUGGGCAGGUAGUGGUGCAGCAGCCGGUGAUGCAUCAACAGCCGGGACAGCAGCCGGGACAGCAGCAGGAACAGCAGGAGAAACAGCAGCAGGCACAGCGGCGGGAACAGGAGCAGGAGCGGCAGCCGGGACUUCAGAUGGCACAGGUACAUGGGCAGCGACAGGCCCAGUUGCCGCAGCGGACGGCACUACUGCCGUCGGAGCCACUGCUGCUGAUGGCAGUGCGGCAGGCACAGCACAAGGGAGCACCGGGCAAUGGACAGCAGCGGCAGCCACCGACCCAACCACAGAAGCCACCGCAGGCACUACAACAGCAGCUGCCGUGAUUCCAACUGCUACGAACAUUUCGAAAUCUCUCCCCUCAUCCACCACCAGCGAAGCCACUGCCAGCAGCACCGUCCUCUCAGCUGAUUCAACAAAGCAUGUGGGCACCCCUGCCGGCACGAAGGCGGCUAUCGGUCUCAGCGUCAUCAUCGUCGUCGCCGCGAUGGCAGGACUCAUCCUGUGGUCGCUGCGCCGGAAAAAGCGCCGUCUCCGAGAAAUUAUUGCGAAAAGCCGAGGCGAGAAGGUGUCUGAAAGCCCAAGAACGAGUGAUGAGUUCGCCAGGUAUGCAUCCAAGGUCUGCACCGAAGGGGCCAGCGCAAUGCGUCAAGCGGGAGGCAAGAUCAAGACAACAUAUCAAUCCAAAAUCCCCGUCCUGUGUCGCCACUUCGAGAAUGCAAAGUAUGAGCCGAUCAAGGAGUUUAGUCGCAAGGUGUACUCGACAAGUGUGACCACACUGAAGAAGGUUGGCGGGUUCGUACAUUCAACUUGGGCGGCCAAGGCCCACGUUCCCCGUCCUUACAGCACCUACAGCACGUAUAGUACCAGCAGUCUGCAGCAAGGCUUGCGGGACCUUCCUAGGUCGGGCCACGCAAACGAGCUCGCCCCUGUUCUGGAGGUAACUGAAAGUGUCGAGAGCCCUACUGGCUCUUCGGAAACAUUGGUCGGUGAUGUCGGUCGCUUAAAGGAUGCCGCAGUAUCAAGCACGCCCAAACUGGAGACGGGUAAGUUCCCGGAGGCAAAAGUAGCAACUCUGGAGACUGUCACACCCAUCUCCCCGGAAUCAUCAGGAUCAUCAUCGUCAUCGCCAUCGCCAUCGUCAUUGUCAUCAGCGAGCAGCAGCCCUUCAGUGUCAAGGAGCCCCACUGUCGACAAUGUUUCAAGAAGCCCAACGGUGGCAAGUCGGACAUAUCCCGGCACGCCCGAUAUUUCCUUUGCCAGAGUGUACCGGGUAGAGAUGGACUUCAAGCCUGUCAGCCCCGAGCAUGUCGAGCUGAAAGAGGGUCAAACUGCCGUCCUGCAUCUCGUGUACGACGACGGAUGGGCCCUUGUCAACGUCCUUGAAACUGCCCAGGAAGGUCUCGUUCCCCGAGCCUGCUUCGGCGCAUAUCCCGUGCGACACCAAGCCCAGUACAUGGGCAGCAAUCUCCAGAUCUCGACCGACGGAAUCCCCCGGUCGAUCAGUUCUGCCACCCCCACGGAGUACGGUUCUGAUGGUGACAUCGGCCGAUUCUACUCGCAGUGCGCGAGCCCGGACCUCCCCACCCCGGCGUCGCUGCACGAAACCCUGCCACGGCCUCAGCGUCUCAAGUCCCUACCAUCUCUGGCAAGCUUGUUCCGCUCUGCAUCAAGUUUCAAGAGCAUGGUAUAG
Aspergillus aculeatus ATCC 16872 is the source of this 1752-nucleotide messenger RNA. RefSeq lists its product as uncharacterized. The annotation marks the transcript as partial. The transcript has 3 exons. Lineage: Eukaryota; Fungi; Ascomycota; Eurotiomycetes; Eurotiales; Aspergillaceae. The record is from RefSeq and is a predicted model, not a curated record. Gene Ontology annotation, molecular function: protein binding.